AUGUCUUCUCUCGGUGGUGGAGGCGGCACGCUAACCAAACCGGAUGCGAACCCAAACUUACCACUAGCUGGAAUCAAGGUCGUCGAGUUCUCCGGAUUGGCGCCCGGCCCGUUUGUUGGAAUGGUUCUGGCCGACUUUGGAGCCAACGUGAUUCGAAUUGACAAGACAGGAACGGGACUCAACCCAGACAGUCUGUGCCGGGGCAAACGCUCGUUUGCAGUUUCUCCCAAAAGUGCUGAUGGUCAUGCACUCAUCACCCAGCUGAUUCGAUCUGCCGACAUUGUCAUCGAUCCCUUCCGCCCCGGUGUGCUCGAGAGACUGGGUCUGGGACCGCAAGACUUCGACAAGGAAAUCAAGAAGGGCCUCAUCUUUGCACGCCUGACGGGCUUCCAACGCACGGGACCUUACGCCAAUAUGGCGGGACACGACAUCAACUAUAUUGCCCUGAGCGGAGUACUCUCGAUGCUGGGCAACGCGGGAGGAAAGCCGCAACCUCCUUCCAACCUGCUGGGUGAUUUUGCAGGUGGAUCAAUGAUCUGUCUGCUUGGCAUAUUGCUGGCUUUGGUGGAACGCGUUCGUUCGUCACAGGGACAGAUCGUUGAAGCGGAUAUGGUGACGGGUGCGCGAUACGUGUCAUCCUUUGUGUUGCUAUCCAGCUAUCUCUCGCAUCCCAGCUGGGGCGCGAUCCACAGCGAUGGAACCGACCAAACGCGAGGUUGCAACACGCUGGAUGGCGGUGCACCAUGGUAUGGUGUAUACGCAUGCAAGGACGGCGGAUACAUGAGCGUCGGUGCAAUCGAGCCACAAUUCUACAAGGAACUGCUCGACAUCCUUCGCAAGGUGCUUCCGCAAGCGCCCCAAGGCACACAGCAUCCUUCAGCCAGUACCCAGCAUGACAGAGAUACGUGGCCCGAAUUGCAACGCUACUUUAGCGCAUGCUUUGCACAGCUACCUCGAUCCGUAUGGGAGCGACACUUUAUCCGCACGGAUGCCUGUACAGUCCCCGUGCUUACUCGAGACGAAGCUGCCCUCUCUGGAGUGUUGCCAGCAGCUUCCGCAGAGAAUGUGUCGGAUGGCAACCCUGUGAUCCCAUCUCCUGCGCCGAGAUUGACGCGCACACCAGCCAAACCUCCAUCAGGAAGUGCAGGUGGAGAGUGGGAAAGCGAAGGCGCCGAAAUGCUGCUGACACCGGGCGAACAUACCGACGACAUCCUUCUCGAGUUGGGCAUUAGCGAUGCUAACAAGCGCAUCGAGCUGUAUCGAACCGAUGCGAUUGAUGGUCCUGAUCGUCCAGAAGGGCUCACCAAGUCCAAACUGUAG
Molecule: messenger RNA, 1320 nt
Organism: Mycosarcoma maydis (corn smut)
Lineage: Eukaryota; Fungi; Basidiomycota; Ustilaginomycetes; Ustilaginales
Product: putative alpha-methylacyl-coa racemase
Exons: 1
Coding region: 1-1320 (439 amino acids)
Molecular function (GO): catalytic activity
Source: RefSeq, a predicted model, not a curated record